CACAAAACGAUGGCGGACCCCGAGAUCUUCAUCGUCUCGCGGCUCAACGACUGCUUCGGCCUGGACCUGACGCUCGUCGACUUCGACGAGAAGGCGCCGCUCGAGCUGCUCCAGCUGCUGCUCGACGUCCUCGCCGACCUCGACCCGCGCCUGCGCGGUGACGUGCGCGACGCCGGAACAGCAGAGAGCGCCGGGCGGGCGGCCGACCUCCUGCGCCUGUUAAAAUAUCCGCCCCUCCGCGACCGCGCCGACGCCGACGGAUACCAGAAGUGGGUCGACGCGGCCGCGGCCGGCGCCACCACCACGGUCCACCCCGCGCUGCACUGGCUGCUGGGCGACGUCGAGCGGCACCGGACGCGCGCCUACGUCGCGCGCUUCCUCGCGCCCGUCGACGUGCCGCCGCACCUGCUCGACGACGCGGCGCUCCGCGAGGCCUUCGAGCACCACCGGGCGCUCCAGCGCGACUUCCGGGACGCCCACCGGGCGGUCGUCGCCUCGCGGGCCGCGGCGGCGCGCGGCGACGGCGGCGCGCUCCGCGCGGAGGCGCGGCAGCUCGAGGCCGAGCGCGCGCAGCUCGAGGCCAAGGUCGCGGCGCUCCGCCGGCGCGGCGCCGACGUGCCCGACUUCGACCGGCUCCUGGCGGCGACGCGGGGCCUGCGGCUGGCGCAGGACGAGGACGCGCGGCUCCGCGAGACGGCCGCGCGGCAGCGCGAGGCCGCGCGGCGCGCCGAGGCCGCGCGGGCCCUGCGCGAGGCGCGGCUCGGGCGCCUGCGCGCCGGGGUCGGCGCGGCGCGCACGGCGGACGAGCUCAUCGACGUCGCGCGGCGCGACGUCGAGGCGCUCGAGCGCCAGGCCGGCGCGGCGGAGGCGGCGCGGCGCGCCCCGGCGGCGGCGGCGGCGCGGCGCGAGGACGCGGCGGAGCUCCAGCGGCGCGUGGGCCACCUCGAGGCGCGCGUCGAGGAGCUGCGGGCGCGGUGCCGCGACGCGUGCGAGGCGCGCGGCGACGCGACGCUCCGGUCCUUCCGCGCGACGGCGCAGAUCGUGGCGCGGCGCCUGGCGGAGAAGAGCGCGGCCGUCGACGGCCUCGAGGUCGACCUCGAGGCCGCGCGCCGCGCGCUCGCGGCCGCGCGGAGCGCGCCCGCGGCGGGGCCGGGGGGCGGCGGCGGGCCGGACGCGCGGCGCUUCGGCGAGCGGCUGCGGCGGACGACGCGAGACUACAAGGCCAAGCAGGAGCGGCUGCGGGCGCUGCGCGGCGAGCUCGUCGUCGCGCACCGCACCGAGCGCGUGCUGCGGGGCCGCGCGGGCGACCUGGACCGAUUCCUGGACGGGCUCGAGGGGGCGCGGGGCGUGCGCGGCUACCGGGGCGCGCGCGCGCGCCUCGCGGCGGCCGCGGGCCGGCAGGAGGCGAGCGACGCGGCCAAGGCCGGCGAGCUCGAGGCCGCGGCGGGCCGCGCGCGCGCGGCCGCGGGGGCGCUCCGCGCGCGCAAGGCCGAGCUCGCGCCGCGCAUCGCGGCCCUGCGCGAGGCGCGCGCCGGCUUCGCCGCCGCGCGCGGCGCGUUCGAGACCAAGCGCCGCGCGUACGACGCCGUCGCGGCGGCCGCCGAGGCCGACGUGCGGCGCCUCGGGCGCGAGGCGGACGCGCACCAGGAGGCCGCGCUCGCCGAGGAGUCGCGCUUCCACUACCUGAACUGCCUCUGCGGCGUCGCGCGCGCGGCCGCCGACCGCGCGCGCGCCGAGGACGCGCGCCGCGCGGCGCCCGCCGCGGCCCCGCGGCUCCUGCCGGACUUCGCGGGCUACGCCGAGCUCUACGCGCACAAGGGCGACCGCCAGCGCGCGCUCGUCGACCAGCUCCGGCGGAGGAAGGCCGGCCUCGACCGCGGCGCCGCGCCGCGCCGCCGCCAGCGCGCGCGCUUCGAGCACCUCCGCGCGCUCCUCGCGGCGCGCCUCGCGGCGCGCGGCGCGCGCGCCCCCGACGCCGCCGCGGCCGAGUACGACCUCGGCCACGCGCGCGUCGCGCAGUUCGCGUAG
This is a messenger RNA of Pelagomonas calceolata, 2028 nucleotides long. The record is from the annotation of a GenBank genome assembly. Lineage: Eukaryota; Pelagophyceae; Pelagomonadales; Pelagomonadaceae.